UACACGUAACAACACAAGAAUCUUCAAAGAAACUUCUUCAUUUGACUUGUAUAUAUAUAUCAUCAUCUCCUACAUAUACUUCUAAGCUCUCUUCUAUAUACACCUGACCCAGCAAACAAUAAAAAAAAAAAAACUUGGGAAAAAUGUAUGUAACUAGGCCUCUUUCCCUCUACAACAACAAUCCUAAUUUCUUAUCGGCACCGCCACCGGAAGGGCCGGGCUCCGGCAUUCUUGUGAUCCAAGAUGAGGCUGCCGAAGCUGAAGCAGUGUGCUGCUUGGGGCUCUGUGAAGAUUCAAGGAUCUACAAACUACCAUUUCCUCAAAACAGGAAAACUGUGAUCAGUUACACGCACACCACCGGCGCUGGUGCUCACCAGGGAACCUCUCACUCUCACCACCAAACCUCUCACGAUGAAGUUUACUUCAUUCCGGUAACCGGCCAGCCCUUAUCAUCCAACGUUUACUAUGCUAUUAUGGCCGAUGGAAGACAUAAAGGAAAAACAGCAACAUCUUCAAGAGAGGAGGAUAUGGGGACAUGCUUAUGUUUUAACUUUGUGAAUGACACCAAACCACUUUCCUUUGAUCCUACAAACACAUACCAGCAAGUAGAGAUCAUUCCUAGAGGGCGUAGAUUCACUGCCAAAGCUGUGGCUCAAGAUGGAUUCCCUCCACAUUUUCUAAGAAGAAAAGGUUGGCGAGCUAAUACUUCUAUACCAAGAAGCUUUGUCUUAGAAGGUGAAGCCAAUGGUGUUGAUAUGGCACUUCGAAGACGGUUGCCGGAUUUCGGCUCUCAUGUUGUUGUAGGGAAGUGGUACACCCCUUUCAUCUUCAUCAAAGAAGGUGAUAGGUUGAAAGAUCAAAUGAAGAAGUCUAUGUAUUAUGAGGUUACUCUUGAGCAAUUUUGGGAAGAGAUAUAUGGUUGUAACUUUCAUGGAGAAAACAAAGUGCAAGUUAGUGUAAGUGUGAGAAGGGAGAUGGCACUUUUGAAUGGGAAUGAAGUUGUAGAAGAUGAAGUUAAUAUGGUUGAUAACUUUAUUUGGUUCAAGGGUGUGAACUCAAGGGAGAGUGGGUUAGGUUUGAGCAUGGUUGUGUGGGAGAGGAUGAGAUGGGAGGAGAAUAGAUUGGGUUGGGUCAUGAGUGGUAGGGAGAAUAAAGUUAAGAAGGUUGAUAGGGUUGAGGAGUUUGAAGGUGAUGUGUGGAGGAGGUUUUCUUGUUAUGUUUUGGUUGAGAGAUUUGUUUUCAAGAGGAUGGGUGGGAGUUUGGCUUUCACAUAUGAUUUUAAGCAUGUUGAUAAAAUUAGAGUUACAUGGGAGUGAUUUUAGCCAUGUUUAUCAAUUUGUUGUUUUAUGUU
Molecule: messenger RNA, 1351 nt
Organism: Dioscorea cayenensis subsp. rotundata (Guinea yam)
Lineage: Eukaryota; Viridiplantae; Streptophyta; Magnoliopsida; Dioscoreales; Dioscoreaceae
Exons: 2
Coding region: 144-1316 (390 amino acids)
Source: RefSeq, a predicted model, not a curated record